This is a messenger RNA of Saitoella complicata NRRL Y-17804, 4395 nucleotides long. RefSeq lists its product as uncharacterized. The record is from RefSeq and is a predicted model, not a curated record. Gene Ontology annotation, molecular function: UDP-glucose:glycoprotein glucosyltransferase activity. Gene Ontology annotation, cellular component: endoplasmic reticulum. NCBI's taxonomy places the organism in Eukaryota, Fungi, Ascomycota, Saitoellomycetes, Saitoellales, Saitoellaceae. The transcript is spliced from 6 exons. Bases 1 to 4395 code for a protein of 1464 amino acids.
AUGUUGAUCCGUUGGGCGAAGGCAUUGGCCAUUGCUGCUGUCUUCGGGCAUGCACUGGCUGCUUCUCCGCCGAUUAACGUUGAGCUCAAGGCAUAUUUCGGCUCCUCGGAUCUGUUGCUAGAAAUUCUGGAAAAUGUUGCUCUUCACAAUACAUCAGCCUACGCACAUCUCCUCGAUGCUAUCAUCGCUUCACCCGUUCAGCUGUCAACGCCAGCCGAAAUCUACGACUAUGCAUUUGCAUUGAUACGAGAAGGAGGGUUGCUGGAUGAUAACCAAAUCACGAAUGUGGAAUUCAACUUGGCGUUAAGGUCCGCCAGUCCUCGUGUCGAAGCUGCACGAGAGGUCUGCCGAGGAAAGAAGGGCAUUUGGAGUGAAGGUGACGACGUUGUCGUGACUGUCGCAGGGAAGAAGUCAAACCACGACCUUGCGUCCGAUUACUACGCCUACCAUUCUGGUCAUAUCGCGUCAUUGAUCCUCGAUGAGUCAGAUAGCGCUUCUCAACUGGAGCCUACUGACAGGACUCUGGGCCAGGCUGUGGACGGGAAGCAAACUGCGGUGAUUCACGCGUCUAGCAUAUUGAGUGACACGUUCCGGAAGUGGUAUGAAGUUCUACGAAAGCUCAACAAGGAAGGAGCUGCGAAUAUUGCGUUGAGAUACUGUCCUGGGCCGGCUUCAGCGGGGGAGAGUGUGGAUUUGAGCGGUUGGGGUGUCGAGCUCGCGCUCAAGAAGACGGAUUAUAUUGUUAUUGACGAUAGGAGUGUCGCAUCUGCGGACGAACCAUCAACCUCGGAGGAAGAAACGUUCGAGACAUCUGACAUUACGCCUAUUCCUUCCUCCGCCAUUCCAAACCUCGCUCUGUUGGCUACGCACGAGAUCACGCAUGCUGAUGAUCCACUUAGCCGUCUCGUCGAGCUUUCGCAGAACUUCCCGAUGCUCGCCCCCGCGCUGGCUCAGAAGAAGGUGACAGGUCUUCAGCACACCGUGCGCGAGGUCAAGCGUCUGGGACAAGAGCUCCGGCUGCCGGCAGGUCACUCCCAAUUCUGGAUAAACGGGAAGAGCGUUCCGGAGACGGAGGUUUGGGGACACAAGUUGAUUGAGAUGAUGCGAGAGGAGGGUAACGUGAUGAAGUCUCUUAUGAAGUUAGGGUUGUCACCCGCACAGGCCCGAGAGAUAUUGGCGCACCCGAAGUUCGUGGAAGCUGCGGAGGAAGCGGCGCCAAUCCGUUUCGAUUUCCGGGUUGAAGCUGAUGAGAACGACAAUUCUCCCAUCAUCUGGUUGAAUGACCUCGAAGACCGUACGCAUGAGUACUACGGGCGAUGGACAAGAUCAGUACAGACACUUCUCCGCCCUCUACGACCCGGUCAGAUCCACCCCAUCGCCAAGAACAUCCAUACCGCGAUUCUCCCCGUCGACCUUGAAAACCCUGCUGACCUCGCCAUCCUGGGUCGCGAGAUCGGGACGUACAUUCAGCGCGGUCUGCCUGUAAGAUGGGGUAUUCUGCCGUACAACCACGGGCCUAUCACCAAGGUAUGGAAGUACCUUCGCGAGGAGGUCAGUGAUGCUGCAGCAUGGGCGUGGGUUAGGACAAUUGUGUUGGAGGGCGUCAAGGCCGACGCGUCACUGUAUAAGCAGAUCGUACAGGGCAAACCGGAUGCUAAGAAGUUUGACGAUAUCGUCAAAGGCUGUGUGUCCAGCUUUGCGUCAGCUGAGUGGAUGGAGAAGCUUGGCAUCAAUCAUGAUAUCGAUUCCACGUCCGCAAACAUUGUUAUCGCCAACGGUCGCGUAGUUCCUCGUGAUGAGGCUUGGCCGGGAAGGAUGUAUGGGUAUAUCCAGGAGGAUGUUGCUAGGCUUAUGGAAGCCAUUGCUGAAGGUUGGAUCAAUGACGAGACUGAUGUUGUGGACUAUCUCCUCCAGGGAUCUUUCAAGACGCGGAAUACACGUAUCUUCCCGGCUGAUGAGAGUGGAGUUGUCAACGUCAACCAGCUCGAGCUCGAGGAGAGGUUAUCCGUGGCAGGGGUCAGCCCGAGCAGCUUGCCUACUAUCCGCGCUUCGGAGUAUGAUGGGCCGGUCUGUAGUCACACCGUGAUAUAUGUCAUCGCGGACUUCUUGUCCGGGCAGGGAUGGGCCCACGCGCUUGAAGCACAAAAAUUCAUUCGGACUGUGUCGGAGGAAUCUGAAGGCAGCCGGGCUCUCGUACGUCUCGUUCACAAUCCUUACCCCACCAACCCGCAUGGCUCGGCUUCAGCGGAUUGGUUGUCCGCUCUACAGAGUUUAGGAGUGGAACUCGAAAGCACUGAUACUACCGCCAGCGAUUGGAAGCUUACAUCUGGCUUCGUCAACAAGCUCGGGCUGAAGAGGGGUCAGGCGGCUGUAGUAAUCAACGGACGGGUAAUCUACGGUGAUGAAACUGAGAUCUUGCACUUGGUCGCCGAUGAAGACGGCAAUUGGGUGAAGCAGCCAUGGUUUAGCGAAGAGGACUUCGACACCCUGUACAGUGUCGAGUUGUCAAAACGUAUCGAGCCCACAAGAGAUGUUGUGGACGAGAUGGGACUGUCCCACGAGAUCGUUCCUGCAAUUUCCUCCAUCAUUGCUAAGACAUCUGCACCGAAAUCCGCAUCCGCCAUGUUCGGACCUCAGACACCCGAUAUCCGCGGCCGCUCGUACGUCAACGUCAAUGGCACCCUCACGACCUUCGACACCGGUAAUAUGGAAACAGCGAUGUAUGAGAUUGUCGCAGUUAUGGAUCCCCUGAGCCAGACGGCGCAGAAGUGGUCGGCAAUUUUGAAGGUUUUGUCCGAGAUGAAGGGCGUAUACGUCAAAGUCAUCCUAAACCCGAACACCAAAUUGACCGAGUUGCCGAUUAAAAGAUUCUAUCGACAUGUUUUGGAGGCCAGAUUGAAUUUCGAUGGAAAUGGGAACAUCGUCACACCAUCUGCGGACUUCUCCGACAUCCCGACUGAUCCACUCUUGACGUUAGGCAUGGACGUCCUUCCCGCGUGGCAUGUCACCCCCAAGAUUUCGGAACACGACCUCGACAAUAUCCGGCUUGCAUCACUUUCCUCAUCUCAGACUGCACGAGGUGUAGAAGCGGUUUACGAGCUCAGGUACAUCCUCAUCGAUGGACAUGCACGGGACGUAACGACCAACACCCCUCCUCGCGGUAUGCAGCUCGUGCUUGGGAAAGAGGGAGACCUUGGUGUAGAGUGGGAGCAGGAUACGAUGGUCAUGGCUAACUUGGGGUACUUCCAGUUCAAGGCUAGACCUGGCGUGUGGAGGUUAGGAGUAAAAGAGGGACGGAGUCAGGAGGUUUUUGACAUCGAGAGUGUCGGUGGUGAAGACGGGCAUGAUAAAGUUGUGAUGGCGAGUUUGGAGGGGAGGACGCUGUUUCCGAGGGUCAAGAGGAAGGCUGGGAUGGAGAAGGAGGAUGUCCUUGCGGAGCCUGAGAAAUCUCUCACGCAGCAGCUGACCAACAUCGUGAAAGGAUGGUUUGAUCGUGGUGGGAAUAAGGUGAGCAAGAAGAAGCAGGCAACGAUCAACGUGUUUAGUGUCGCGAGUGGACGCUUAUACGAGCGCUUCCUGGGGAUCAUGAUUCGAAGUGUGUUGGACCAUACGGAGGAAACGGUGAAGUUCUGGUUCAUCGAGAACUUUCUGUCGCCGUCAUUUAAGGAUUUUUUACCGCACCUCGCUGAAGAGUUCGGGUUCGAGUAUGAAUUGGUGACGUACAAGUGGCCACACUGGCUCCGAGGUCAAUCCGAAAAACAGCGCGAGAUCUGGGGUUACAAAAUCCUCUUCCUCGACGUUCUCUUUCCCCUCGACCUUGACAAAAUCAUCUUCGUCGACGCCGACCAAGUGGUCCGCGCAGACCUCAAAGAACUGAUCGACAUCGAUCUCCAAGGCGCACCAUACGGCAUGGUCCCCAUGGGCGACUCCCGCGCCGAAAUGGAAGGAUUUAGGUUCUGGAAACAGGGAUGGUGGAAAUCACAUCUGAGGGGGAAACCAUACCACAUCUCCGCACUCUACGUUGUCGACCUCAACCGCUUCCGUACCCUCGCCGCCGGUGACCGCCUCCGUCAGCAAUACCAAACCCUCUCCGCAGACCCCAACUCCCUCUCCAACCUCGACCAAGAUCUCCCGAAUAACAUGCAGCACCAAAUCCCGAUUUACUCGUUGGGGGAGGAAUGGUUGUGGUGUGAGACGUGGUGUAGUGAUGAAACGCUGAGACGGGCGAAAACGAUUGAUUUGUGUAAUAAUCCCUUGACGAAGGAGCCCAAGUUGGAGAGGGCGAGGAGGGUUGUUGGGGAGUGGGUCGAGUUGGAUGAGAGGGUUGCGGAGGUUGCAAGGAAGGUCAGAGAGGGGGGAUUGAAUGUGGAGAAGGAGGGGCACGAUGAGUUGUGA